AUGUCUCGCUUGCUCAACUUGGUCAUUCUGGUAUUAUGCGUUUGCAGUUUACUGUUCAACGGAUGCUUGAGCUCACCGUCUCCAUUGAGGCUGAAAAAGUGGUACAAUUGGAACACGGACAUCGAAGUCGCGAAGAAGUGGUACGACUGGCAGGACGUUCCGCCGGCCAUCCAGCAAAAGCGGCUCGACAUUGACCAUCAUGAUCUGUUGCGAUUCUAA
Molecule: messenger RNA, 219 nt
Organism: Caenorhabditis bovis
Lineage: Eukaryota; Metazoa; Nematoda; Chromadorea; Rhabditida; Rhabditidae
Source: the annotation of a GenBank genome assembly